UAAUAUAAGGUAAAAUCAGCAGGUACGUCUGGUUUGUUUUUUUCUCAUUGGUCAGUGCGCCGGAGACCCUAUCCCAUGUCAGGAGACUGCAAUAACUGGACUACAUAAACUAUUUAACAACUUACAUACCUCUCUACCGUAUCAAAUUCAUCAAAUCAUCCUAUCCAAGGCCCAAUUUCUCAUCAUGUUAAUCUAAGAUACGACAAGCCGUGGGAUAACCACUCUAAGCAUAAGAACGCCGUAUGUACAUCCUCUCAAUAUUGACCCUCCUCAUAAAUGGUUCGAAGAUUCUUUAACAUCCGGACCCGCUCGCCUCUCACCUUACUUGAUCACCUACAAACAAUCGCCUUCGCUGUUUCCGAGAUAUAACAUCUAUUAAAAUAAGGUUAUCGUUAGGAAGUGACCUGUAACAUAAAAUCCAUACCAAUGAUUAUUAAAUAUGGCAUUCCCUCCAUCUCGUCGGUCAACGUCCUCUGAGAUCCACGGGAUUGAUGAUGAUGAUGACAUAUCAUUAAAUUCUACUGAUCAUGAGGGCUAUGCUUAUCAGACUGAUGAUAAGGAGUGGGUUGUCGAAGAUCUGUAUGCCGAGAGGCCACACCCCGACAUACCGGGUGAGAUGCAAUAUCUAAUUAAGUGGGAGGGGUUUCCAUUGGAUGAAUGUACUUGGGAACCUGCAGCACACCUAGGGCCAGGCCUGCUCCUGGACUGGGAGGAAGCAAAGGAGAAGAUCAAGGCCGGCACCCGAGAACCAUUUGAUGUUGAAAGAUAUAACGAAGCUUACAGAGAGAAGCAAGAGAGGAAAAGAAGACGGAAUGCUAAGCGGAAGCGUCUCGGUUUACUAACCUCCGAUUCCGAGUCUCUUGAGUCACCUACGUUGGAAGAUUCUCCUACUAUUACAUCCAGAGAUGAACCAGCCCAAGGCAAAGGAGCUCAGAAGAUGAACAGCAUCGAACCAAGUCAUGUCAUCUCUGAAAUGAAACCUCCGGAUGUACCCAAGCAGAAGGUUUCCCGUAUAAUACCCCCAGAAAAGCCCGGGAAAAACACAGGGGAGACUUCUAAAACAAAUAAAAAGAAGCCGCCACGACCUCCUACACCUGUAUCAUCGUCCAAGCCACCACUAAAACCAAAAGAGGCAAAGCGAAGAGCCUCAAAUGAAGGAAAAGCUAACAUCACUAAAACCGGAUACCAAGGAACCGCAAGGAAGCCUAGCGGGGGCACGAGUGCAGAAUCGCUUAAGGCCCCUAAAAGCAAUGUCUCUAAUCAAAAAGCACCAGCUUCAGCACCCAAACCCUCUUCAGGGAUGCCUCCUAAAAUUACAUCUAGCCUGGCAAAUAAAUUUGGGGUGAAGAAGCAUACAGCAACACGUACACGGCCGCAACCAACCGCACCACCAACACGGACCAAAAAUGUUUUUGUUGGAGGUAAAGAGCCGAAGAAGAGGGCAGGUCUCAAUGAUGUUAUGGAUGAUCCGUCUAAAGCUCCAAAAGCCUUCAAUUCGAUGCGUGUUAUGAACAUCGCUAAGAAACGAGGAAUUGAGAGAAACGAUGCGGCUCCUCCCAGCCUUUCUUCAAUUCCGCAAAGUUUUAUUGUGACGAAUGAUCGAAUUCCUCGCCCUACCGCAGAUCAGACAAGAGCAAAUGUGCCCACCGCGCCCCCCGCGCCACUGGAGUCGCCUCCCCUUGUUCAAAGCCCGACGGCGAUAUCGCCAACUAGCACAACUGGUGCUUUAUCGCUGCCAAAAGCAAGAAAGUCUGUGCGUUUUACUGAAGCGCAAGACGUCAUAUCGGAGGACACGCCGAUGACUGAUGCUACGCCUAACGUAACCGACCUUGCCGCUGGUGGACCAGGUGAUGCGAACCACCCUCCGGAAAGCCCAGGAUCAGCCAAGGCCCAUGCACCAUCGAGGAGACUCUCACUGGCUACUUACCAAGAGAGAGGACAGGUCCAAGUAGUUGCUAAGACGGCCGUGUUCGGCAAAGAUGGAUCCGAAUCAGUCCGAGUCGUGUUCGGUGGCAUUCCUCGUCAAUCCCAACCGUGGCUAUCGACCUUUGUUGCCCAAGAAACUCUGCACUUCAGUUCAGUUUGUGCUUCGUACAAUUUUAUCCCUUAUAAGUCCGAGCUGGUACAAGAAGUGCUCUCCACUGGCGCCAUCGAAACUAAUUCAGACGAUAUUAAAUCGGCCUUGGCUAAUAUUGCCGAGCACCUUCGUCGGGGUUCGUAUGGGAGCCACUUGGUGACUGAACACUUCUCAAUUCUUGUCUAUCCUUCGAACUGCGAUGCUUGGGAUGGCCUCAAUGUUGACAAAAACAACUCGGAAUCGCCGUUGCGGUAUAUGAUCUACAAAUCACCCAUCGAUGUGAGGCUUUAUCCUCCAGUAUCAAUCCCUCGUGCCCCAGCCCGCCUACACGAUAUAGAAAUAGAGUCGCAUUGUCAGGUACUCAGUAAACGUUUAUUCGGACUGGAAUUCUCUCAAUUUCUUCCUCAGGAACCAAGAGAAAAAGAUAGGCAGGUGUUCAUGCUACUGUUUCCGAGAAGGGAGGCUCAGGUGUGCAAUUUGGUUAAGCUUUGGCUCCGUUCUUGUCAGCCAGGCUGCCGAAUUUUUUCUAAUGAACUUAAGGAUAGUUGGGCCAAAUUCCAUGAAACGGUCAGAGCCGGAGCAGCCGGCACUAUCAUUCUCCAUGAGGAUGCAAGUAUCGCCAUCCGACAACUACCACGCCUAUCUCUACUAUUCGAAAAUAAGCGCUGUUAUACAAUUUGGGACCUCGCCACGGGACAAUACGGCAUCCCGAGAUUCCCAUCAAAUGUAGACACGACAAUUGAGCCCGGGACACUUCAAAUGACACGACUGUUCCCAUAUGGUCGGGCAUUCUUAAUCACUCCGAGUUUUGCGCUUUCCGAUCCAGUCAGACUCUGUCAAUUCUUAGAAUGGUUUAGAAAUUAUUGUGCCAACCCACACUUCCUAAUCAUGGCUUGUGCAGAUUUUCCCAACUACUUGAAAGCUGUUACGUUAGAGAAGGCAAAGGAACACGAAACGAUUUACGCGUCGCGUAGGGAUGACCCUAGGCGCGAAGAAAUGAUGGCGGAACUUAGCCUAAGCAGAACCGACCUUGAGGCGAGGUUCCGAUCAUGGGAGGUCUUGAAGGAUAUCAUAGAAAGAUUUGGAGACGAAGAGGCCGAUGAAGAAGUACGGAAGGUGCACUGGAUUACGGACUUUAUUGACCCCAACGACGAACAGAGCCUCGUCAACUGGUUCUGCUGGUGGUCAAUUCAAAAAUGUGAUCAGUAUCGCAAGUUUACUGUACUCGGUUCGAGUAACCAUAAAAACAGAGCGGCGUACAGGAACAUCGAAAUACCGGUCUAUACUCCGGAAACGGUAGGCGACCCCGAUGCCGCUCGGAUUCUCGAGAGCCGACGUCGUCGAACGGAAGAGACUGCUUUGGCGACAGAGCAGGUCAAGGGGUUUAAUCAAGAUACUCUUGAGAGCCCCGGUUAUGCCAACACCGAGUCUACUCCAGCCACUCCCGCCUCCCGUACGCUUUCUGACUUUAAAAGUGAAAUAUUCAAGAAUGAUAGCGCCGCUGAGAUACGCCGUCACAUCACAGCUAUUUUUAAUCAACUCAGGGCGGGAAAAGGAAAUUGGGCUAGGCUGCACGUCAAUCCUGUAUCGUGGUCGAAUGUGCAAAUGGCCGAUCACUUCGGGGAUUCAAGAUGCGAAUAUGACACCUUCAAGAACUGGGUAGGCUCGGCUCCCAUGUUCAACAGAAGUUCAAACACCUGGUACGGGUUGUUCUACACCAUAGAUAAGGAGUGGGACGCAAAAGCACCUCCCAAUACGUACGGACGCCACGCCUGGAUCGCAGCGAUUAGACCCGUUGACCCUCAUUUGCCGCCGAAGACGUAUGCCAAAAUUGAGUUAUUCUUCUGGGACCUUCAUGCUUGCGACAGAGCAUAUACCGGAUCUUACCUCACGGGCAUACAACAUAAACUAAUAGAUAUCGUUAAACAAGAGCUACCGCUAAAAGAUAGCCGAUUCCAUCUUGAGAAGGUCCACGUGAGCAGCAACACGUACCUAGAGUUCAAGCCGUCGGACAAUCCUUUGGAUGUGACCUACCGAAGGCUCCAAGAGAUGAUGAGCGACGGUAAAAUUUGGAUGCCGCCCUUUGAAAACCUUCUACGUGAAAGGAAAUGGAUAUCGCUUCCGAAGUCCGAAUGGAAUGUAAACACGACUAUGGAACCCCCAGAUCAUCCGCUAUCAGCGCAGCAGCAUGAGUCACUUCCGAGACAUUACGGCGACGAGGGUAAAAUGAAGAGGUCGAUCUGGCACGCACCACGUGCCAAGAAUAAGGUGGAGAAGACCAAGUGCGGAAACCAUCUGUACGAAUGUGCUAUGGAAGUUCGGAAGCAGAAUCCUACAUAUCAGACGAUGGGAUACCAGUAUAAGUCGACCCUGGACUGGUAUCACGACAUGAAGGUCGAGGGACGUGACGCUAGUCACGUCAACGUGGAUAGCGCCGACAAGAUCCUGGCCGGGCUACUUCGGAAGAAGUAGAUUAUGGGGAAUUUGAUAUCAGAUUUAUCUGUUGAAAGACAUGGAAGUAUGGGUUUUGCUUGUGUGUUGUGGGAUAGGGCGGCCUCCUGGGGGGGUUGCCUUGUGAUGAGAUGUAUAUGAUAGC
Messenger RNA from Annulohypoxylon truncatum, 4673 nucleotides. RefSeq lists its product as uncharacterized. The record is from RefSeq and is a predicted model, not a curated record. Bases 440 to 4549 code for a protein of 1369 amino acids. The transcript is spliced from 3 exons. Lineage: Eukaryota; Fungi; Ascomycota; Sordariomycetes; Xylariales; Hypoxylaceae.